This is a messenger RNA of Ceratosolen solmsi marchali, 1893 nucleotides long. RefSeq names its product F-box/LRR-repeat protein 7. Bases 88 to 1812 code for a protein of 574 amino acids. The record is from RefSeq and is a predicted model, not a curated record. Gene Ontology annotation, biological process: SCF-dependent proteasomal ubiquitin-dependent protein catabolic process. The transcript is spliced from 7 exons. Gene Ontology annotation, cellular component: SCF ubiquitin ligase complex. Lineage: Eukaryota; Metazoa; Arthropoda; Insecta; Hymenoptera; Agaonidae. Gene Ontology annotation, molecular function: RNA binding; protein binding.
AUAUGUGCUGCGUAUGUAUCCUGUAUAGACAAAAUUAUUUAUUUUUUUCCCUUAAAAAGUUUUCCCUCUUAAAAAAUAAUCGAUCAAAUGGGCGAAGAGUGGUAUAAGAAACAAUUGUAUAAGCUAUGGUCUUACAACAUAAGUGAUUCGCUCGACAAUAUCAAACCAUUUACCGUUGAUGGUGUGCCAAUACGAAAACUCUUCAUUGGCAACUUAGCACAGCGAACAACCCAUAAAGAUUUGGAAAAAUUAUUUUCGGUGUAUGGAAAAUUGGAUAGCUGUUUUUUGAAAAGAAAUACUUGCAAAUACAAUUAUGCUUUUGUAACUUUUAAGAGUACUCACGAGGCUCUAGAGGCAAGAAAAGAUGGUCUUAAAAAAAAAAUUCAUCUUCACAAUAGAGAUUUGAGAGUUAUGCCAGCCGAUUCAUGGCACCAACCAGACAGUAUUGAAAAUCAAAAUAAAAAAGUACAAAAAGCUUCAGAAUCUAUGCAAAAAAUAUCUACCACCUAUAUACUAAAUGAUGAUGCAGAGAUUCAUAAAUUAAACAAUGAUUGUUUAAUGCAUGUAUUUAUGUUUCUUCCUAUCAUAGAUAAAAUAAAAAUGGAAAGAGUUUGUAGGCGAUGGCGAAUAAUUAGUCAAGAAUCGUGGCGCACCUUCAAAAAAUUAGAUUUGUCACAAUCAAGUUGGGGAUUUGAUAUAUUAAAUAAUGGUCCGAGAGAAGUUUAUACGGCUACGCUUCGUCAAGUUUUGCUUCGUUGUGGGCAAUUUCUUUCGCACAUUGAUUUGUCUAAAUUUACAGAAAAUUUGAGUCAAAGUACUCUCACUAUAGUUGCUAGAUUAUGUCCAAAUUUGCAACAUAUUAAUAUAACAGGACUUGCUGUCUCAUCUGCAGGAAUAAAAACAUUAACAGAUAAUUGUCACAAUAUUACAGAAUUCAGUUUAGGUUUAUGUUCAGCCUCAUGCGACAAUGAUUUGUCCGAUUUAUUCUUAAAAAACGAGAAGCUUCGGUAUCUUAAACUUACAGGAAAUUCAAUAAGUGGUAGAUGCUUGUUAAAUUUGCCAGUGGAAUCUAUUGAAAUAAUAAUUUUAGAUGAUUGUAAUAAUAUUUCACCGGAAUACUUCCACACUGCAAUUCAAAGGCUUCAGAAAUUACACACACUUUCCGUAAAAAAAUGUAUUACAUUUGCUGAUCAGACUGUGAAAGCAAUUAGCUUAUGCUCAAAAAGUUUGAAAGUAUUAUGUCUCUGUCAUUAUUAUCCAAUGAUUGUACGAAAUGCCAUGCUGUGCAUUGCAGAAUUAGUGAACCUUGAAACAUUAAAUCUUAAUCAUAAUAUUUCUGUUGGAGACGAAUUUCUAGUUGGUGUAGGAGCUCAAUGUAAACAGCUAAAAAAUGUGGAUAUAAGCUGCUGUAAAGCAGUGACAAAUAAAGGCUUGGCAGCCAUUAUUUCACUACCAAAUCUUCAACACCUUUCUAUAAACUAUUUGUUUUUAGUCACGGAUGAAGUUCUCACUGAAAUGGUGAAUCUUCGCACGAUGCAUUGUCAAAAUUGUUUUGGAUUCAAGAAUACAGGUUUAUGUAGACUCAUUGAAGAGUCGCAUCAACUCGAACUUCUUGACUUUUCUGGCUGCACAUGCAUUGAUAAUGAACUUGUUGAUAUUGCAAUCAAGGCUACUAGAAAUCGUACUAAUAAUACUAUACUCAAGAUGUAUGUGGGCAAUACGAGUAUCAAUGUUAGUGAGAUAACAAAAGUAUCACCAUUUUUACAAGUGCUUAAUGUAGAUCUGACAAAAUCUGAACAUCUUAAUUGGUGAUUGGUUUUUCAAUCCUAAUUUAUAAUCGGAUAACGACUAGUUUAAAAAAUAUCUAUGUAAAGGAAAUAUUUCUCAUUAUUU